AUGGUUCCCAAGACAAUCGCAGGGAAGAUUUUUGGCUCGAUCUGCUCCUUGAGUGGGGUGCUGGUAAUUGCCUUACCGGUCCCUGUCAUCGUGUCCAACUUCAGCCGCAUCUACCACCAAAACCAGAGAGCAGACAAGAGAAAGGCACAGAAGGUUCAGAAAGCACGAUUGGCCAGGAUACGACUCACCAAGACGGGGAGCUCAGGUCCCUUCGUCCAUGGCAAAGGCAACGGCCUGUUCAACGAAGCCUUGGAGCUCACGCAUAUCCCAUACAAGAUCAACCUUUCAGAUCAGGGAUCCAAUGAGGAGGAGCAGCGACUGAGCAAAUCUACCUCCCUAAUAGAAAGCCAGCGCCACCACCUGCUGCACUGUCUGGAGAAGACCACAAACCAUGAGUUUGUGGAUGAGCAGUAUUAUCAGCAGAGCUACCUUGAGGCGGGGAUGCAGAACUACGCCUCUCGAAGCCCCUCCUUGUCGAGCCAAGAUGGCGUUACUGGCACGUGCUGCAGUCGCCGAAGCAAGAAGCUGCACACACCUCUACCUAACGCCAGCGGCCCCGUGCACAUGCCCUCACUGACCCACGGGCACACACCGGGGCUCCAGGAGCUCAGUACCAUCCACAUCAGCACCAGUCGCUCCAGUCUGAACAUGCGUGUGGAUGAGCAGUCGCCUCUGAACUGCCAGGGCAGUCAGAUCACCACAGCCAUCAUCAGCAUCCCCACGCCACCAGUGACCACUCCUGAGGGGGACGCCCACCUGCCCACAGGCCCCACUCACCAGAACGUGGUCAAGGUUUCAGCGCUGUGA
Knipowitschia caucasica is the source of this 807-nucleotide messenger RNA. NCBI's taxonomy places the organism in Eukaryota, Metazoa, Chordata, Actinopteri, Gobiiformes, Gobiidae. The record is from the annotation of a GenBank genome assembly.